AUGGGUUUGAUUUUGCCACAUAUGUGUGAAGCACGAGAUCAUAUUGGCGUACUGACUGAUGUGUUCAAGCCUAGUGAUAAUAAUCUUUUAACGACUACAGAUUAUGAUGAUAUCAAAAUUGCGACAGGUGGUCUAGUACAUGGAAUGAAAAAGAUGAUCGAUUUGUCACGUGCUAGCAGUAAGGAAGGUAGUCAAUUGAAUGAACGAAUUGCUCGACUAAAAACAGAUGUACGAACACGCCGUAGUACUGUUAAAGGGCGAAUUCAUAUAUCAAAAGCACUCAACUUUCUUGGUCCACUCGCAGGAGCUGGUAUUGUUGCACGUGCUGUUAUGACGAUGGUGGCUGCAAAAGAAUUUGGUGGAGUUGGUAUGCUCGUUGUGGCUGGAUGCACUUUCACUCCUAUAACUGCUAUCAUAUGUGGUGCAUUGUUAGGUGGUUCAAUUAUUCUAGCUAUUACAGGUCUCAUUUACCAUUGUUGGACACGACAUCAGCACAAAGCUUUGAUUUUCUUAAAUAAAAUUUGUACAGGAUUGAUGGAACUUUCCAAUGCAAACAUAUUCUUCCUCGACUGUUUGAGUAAGAGUGAAGAAGCAGCGAAUACAAUUAGUGUGCAACUCGAACAAAUUCAACGAUCAAUUACAAGUGAACGAUAUCGAAAAUGUAAUGCUGAACUUUGCAAGAAAGCUCUCGAAUCGAUCGAUCAAGCAAUUAAAGCAAUUGAAGAUAUUAAAAAUAUAGAUGUAUCACGAUGGUUUGUUCUUCAAAGUCUACCACAAUUUGAUGAUUUAAAACUUGCUUUGACUGCAUCAGAAAAUCCGUGA
Messenger RNA from Adineta steineri, 822 nucleotides. Lineage: Eukaryota; Metazoa; Rotifera; Eurotatoria; Adinetida; Adinetidae. The record is from the annotation of a GenBank genome assembly.